CAAGAUAUUUGGACACCAUAGAAUUGAUUCACCUUACCAUUUGCAGCUUUUGUCAUGGAUUCAAGGUGCAUUAUUUCAUCUCCCUCUUCACAUUUGCGUCUCAAAAUCCAGACAAAUGCAAAAGCAAAUUCAUCAUGGGCAAGAAAUCCACAUAGGAACACAACCACCACCACCAGCACAACAUCAACAACAACAACUGUCUUUAAACUGAGCAACAGAAGCUACCACAACUGUUUGUGCUACCUCCACUGGCAACAGCAAAAGCCAGUGAUAAGAAGGAAGCCUUGUGCAAGAAAGGCCCAGAAAUUCUCCACUGGACUAAGCAAAAAAGCUAGCAAAGUAGCCAAGAAGAAAGAGGGUACUGUUGCUGGUGCAGUUGCUCUUAUUAUUGGCACUAGUAUUGGUACUGGAAUUCUUGCACUUCCAGAGAAAGCCUUACCUGCUGGAAUUAUUCCAAGUUCUAUAUCAAUAAUAGUGUGUUGGAUUUUUCUCCUGAUUGAAGCAUUUUUGUUGGUUGAAAUUAAUGUGGCUUUGAUGAGUAAGAAAGGAAGGAAAGAGGAAGAGAAUGAGUUGAAUGUUAUUUCUAUCAGAACCAUGGCCCAAGAAACACUUGGGGACUGGGGUGGAACAAUAGCUACUAUUGCCUAUGUUUUCUUGGGAUAUAGUUCCAUGGUUGCAUAUAGUUCCAAGUCUGGGGAGAUCCUUUUCCAACUCAUCAAUCUCCCAGCACCAGUUUCAGGCUCUCUAUUCACUACUCUCUUCACAAUGCUUGUCUCAAUUUGGGGAACUCGCGCCACUGAUCGAGUCAAUCAGUAUCUAACUGCUUCCAUGAUUGGUUUGUUGUUGGCUGUUGAGGUGCUAGCUGUUGUGUUUGGGGGAUGGUCAGGAGUUGGGAGCGUUAGUGACUGGACAAAAAUUCCACCAACUAUACCAAUCAUUAUCUUUUCCCUAGUGUUUCAUGAUAUAACCCCAUUUCUUUGUGCUUAUUUGGAUGCUGACCUUCGUCGAAUAAAAACUUCAGUUUUUCUUGGUGCUCUUGUGCCACUGGUGGCAGUGCUUGUCUGGGAUGCAGUUGCACUUGGCCUUGCAGCUGAAGCAGAACAAGUGGUUGAUCCGGUUGAGUUGUUAUAUAGGUUGAGAAGUAAUGGUGUUUCAAUUAUGGUUGCUGCCUUCUCACUUUUGGCACUAGGUACAUCACUUAUUGGCACCCUCCUAAGCUUCUCUGAGUUCUUCAAGGAGCAAAUUAAAAAUGGAACCUGGAAUUUGCCUUCCUCAGAAAAGGGGAAUUGGUGGGGAAGGAAUAGAUUUAAUGUCACAGCUGUGACAUUGGUAGUUGUUCCCUCUCUCUUUGUCUCAACAACAUUUCCGGAUGCAUUCUCUGCUGCCACAGAUAUUGCUGGGGGCUAUUGCAUGACAGUUCUUUAUGGAGUUCUCCCUCCAGCAAUGGCAUGGGCAAUGCACAAGAAAGAACCUGACCUUUGUGGUCAAAAGGAACUAUUAAAUGCAAAUGUAGCACUUGUUGUGGCUGAACUAUUUGCAUGUGGCAUUGUGGUGGAGCAAAUCCUGCAAUAUAUACUAGCUUUGCACUCAUAAAUACCUUUUUCAAUUUUCAUGUUUGAACAUAUAUCAAAGUUCUCUGGAGGGUUUUCCUGCUCAUGCCUGCUUUGCAAUAGAAUCAUGUGUGCUGAAUUUGAAGGAAAGGAGAGAUUUGCCAUAAAGUUUGGGGUUGAAGC
Cajanus cajan (pigeon pea) is the source of this 1733-nucleotide messenger RNA. The record is from RefSeq and is a predicted model, not a curated record. Lineage: Eukaryota; Viridiplantae; Streptophyta; Magnoliopsida; Fabales; Fabaceae.